This is a messenger RNA of Symbiodinium necroappetens, 408 nucleotides long. NCBI's taxonomy places the organism in Eukaryota, Dinophyceae, Suessiales, Symbiodiniaceae. The record is from the annotation of a GenBank genome assembly.
GCUCUUCUCCGGCACGGCACCAUUGUGGGGCUGUGGAACGAGGUCCACCACCGCUUCAUGCGCAUGAAUCCCCACAACGGCCACAUGGACGGCUCCGCGUCGAAGCACUUGCACCACUAUCCCGCCCAUGGGUGGGCAUGGGAGCCCUUCCGGGUGGUGGACGCUGGUUUCGGACAAGUCGCCCUGCACAACGCGAGAAACAACCGUUUCAUCAAAAUGGCUCACGACAUGAUUCGCUCACCGACUCGCAACUGGAACCAGCUGCCUGGCGGCUGGGGCUCCGAGCGCUUCACCGUCGUCGAUGCAGGUCAUAGCCACGGUGCCCAAAAGGUUGCUCUGCACAAUCCGCACUACAACCGCUUUGUUUCCAUGUGUCACCAUGGCGAUGGGUGCGUGAGUCCUGGCAAG